Messenger RNA from Ochotona curzoniae (black-lipped pika), 2168 nucleotides. RefSeq names its product NHL repeat containing 3 (gene NHLRC3). Lineage: Eukaryota; Metazoa; Chordata; Mammalia; Lagomorpha; Ochotonidae. The coding region runs from base 101 to 1132 and encodes 343 amino acids. The transcript is spliced from 7 exons. Gene Ontology annotation, molecular function: translation repressor activity; ubiquitin protein ligase activity; protein binding. The record is from RefSeq and is a predicted model, not a curated record. Gene Ontology annotation, biological process: protein polyubiquitination; negative regulation of translation; proteasome-mediated ubiquitin-dependent protein catabolic process.
CCGGGCAGCCGGGACUGGACGGGUCAGGGGCAGGGACUGGGCAGGGACGGGGCCGGGACGAGCUGCCUCCCGGGAGUCCGCGGCCACCUGCCCUGCCGUCAUGGCCAGAUUCUGGGUCUGCGCAGCAGGCGCCGGCACCUUGCUGUCCUUGUUGAUUUUGCAUUUUCAUCUGUGUGGCUCUCCGGUUUUAAGAAAAAUCUCUUUCAAAAUUAACUGGAACACAGAGCAAGUGCUUUACCGGCUGGAUGUGGGUUGGCCCAGGAAUUCAGAAUACUUUACUGGCACAACGUUUUGUGUCGCAGCGGACUCCCUGAACGGAUUGGUGUACGUGGCCCAGAGAGGGGAUAACGUCCCAAAGGUGUUAGUGUUCACAGAGGAUGGAUAUUUGCUGCGAGCCUGGAAUCACACAGUUGACACCCCUCACGGUAUCUUUGCAGCCAGUACAGCCCACGAGCAGUCCGUCUGGAUCACGGAUGUAGGAAGUGGAUCCUACGGCCAUACUGUUAAGAAAUACAACUCCUUUGGCGAUCUGGUUCAGAUCUUGGGUACUCCCGGGAAGAAGGGCGCUGGUUUGAAUCCCCUGCAGUUUGAUAACCCUGCAGAACUCCAUGUAGAGGACACCGGGGAUAUUUACAUUGUGGAUGGAGAUGGAGGAUUGAAUAACAGGUUGAUCAAGCUGUCCCAAGAUUUCAGCAUCCUAUGGCUGCGAGGAGAAAAUGGCUCGGAGCCUGCUAAGUUCAACAUACCUCACAGUGUCACAGUUGAUUCCACUGGCCGGGUGUGGGUUGCUGACCGAGGAAAUAAAAGAGUCCAAGUGUUUGACAAAGGGACUGGGGAGUGGCUGGGAACGUGGGAUAAUUGUUUCCCCCAAGAAGGCCCUUCCGCACUCAGAUUUACUCCUGAUGAAAAGUACUUGAUUAUGGCCCAGCUGAAUCUUAGCCGGCUCCUCAUUGUGGCGGCACCCCCAGCAGGAGACAUUGGCCAGUGUUCUGUGAUCGGCACAAUCCAACUGGCAGAUCAGGUGUUACCACAUCUGCUGGAAGUCGAUAAGAGGACGGGUGCAAUCUAUGUAGCGGAAAUUGGAGCAAAACAAGUGCAAAAGUAUAUGCCUUGGAGUGGCUACGUUCUUUGAUUUUGAUCAUAAUUUUUUUUAACUGUGGAUAUUUCAAACGAUGGUUAGAGUCUGAAAUUUAUUAAGUAGCUUAUAAGCAAUGUUCAAGCCCAGAAAUUUGUUUACAUUUACUAAUCUAAAAUUAGAUUUGUUUUUAUGUUUAAUGAUCAUGUUUUAGUUUUCAUUCUUGGGACUCAGUCUUACUUCCAGGUGCAGAGGGUUAGGAAAGAAUAUGGAAAGGUGUUGAGCUUAGCAGUUAGGACUCCCACGUCCCAUCUGCUAGGACUUGGGUUCACUUGCUGGCUGCAGCUCCUGAAUUGGGCUCCGUGUCGUUGCAGGACCUGAGAGCCACAGGGAUGACUCACUCCUGCUACUCCUGAAGGAAAACUCGAGUUCGUUUUUGGUGCCCAGGUUUGGCCCUGUGCCCAGCCCUGGCUGUUGCAGGCGUGUGGGAACUGAGCCCCAAAGGUGGUUGCUCUAUCCCUGCUUCUCCACUCUUCCACCUCCAGGUGUCUGUCUGUCUCUGCUUUUGUUUUCUCUCUCUUGCCUGUUAAAUGAGUUUAAUAGAAAGUAGGGGAGGGAGCAGCUUGAAAACGUGAGGUCAGAAUGAAGGACUUGGAUUGCAAAUUAGUUCUUCUGGUAGACUAGUCUUCCCCCCCCCCCCCCCCGCCCCAAACAGGUAAAACAACUGGAAUAAGAUGACUUAUUGGUUGUCCUGUAAGUAGCUUGUUCAACUGAUAAACGAAUCUGAUGGGCAGUUGGCUAAUUUGCAUAUUCACAGAAUCCUAAGUCCUAAAAACUCCAAAAUGGAGAAGCAGGUAGUGUGCCAUCUGAGCAGGCUGCAGUGCACCGGGAGAGCCGCGGGCAGGCAGCAAGGGGCUAGUGAGAGGACAUGGGGCGCAGCGGCAGUUCUCGGAGGAGCAGCAGUCAGGGAGGCUUUGUAGGACAUUGGACUUGGAUUUGAAAACCAAAGAGGCAGUUUUCAGAGAAGAGGAUAUGGUAUCCAAAUAGAGGAGGCAUAAAAAAGCUAUCAGCUGCUUGUGAGAUUUGCUUGGGC